UCUACAAUUAAUGAAUUUAUAUGAAUUUGAAUAAUUGUGACCCAUUAUGUUCAAUAUAAUUCACCAAGUCCAUGCACAUUACGGCAUGGGCUAUUAUAUUCUCCUCAUGCCUAACUCAUAUAUAAGCAUUUAGCUCACUAAACGGUGCAAUAAGCCCAAAUAUCACGGUACAAUUAUAAAAUAAUUUUCUAAGGCCAACUAUUUGCACGGCUGCUUACCAUGCUAAAAAAAACUAUCUUGAACACAAAAAAAAAAAAAACAAUUAAAGAAGCUCUAAUAUACACCAUGCAAUUGGGAUUAACAAGAGAUUUGGGUUUCAAGGCCUCCUAUCUGUUUAUUAGACCAACUGCAUUUGGAUACCUGUACUAUUUCACACCACUAAAGAAAUAACACAGGUUUUGUUGAUAAAAAAAUAACAUUUGGCAAUUAUUUUCUUUUUUGAGUUAUCUAUCUACACAAUAUAUAAUUCUAACACUAAUAUAAAGAGGUUCUCAUAUAAAUAAGUUUAUUUCUAUAUUUUCAACCCUCUAAGUGAUAUCCAUUUUGAUAUGUUUUAGAUAUUUUUUUUACGUCAUCUUACCACUAUCAUAUCACGAUAGUCAGUGGUAUGAUGUUGAUAUGACAAUGAUAUAAUGUGAUAUGAUCCUGAUUAGCACCAUAAACAAUCUAGAAUGGAGUCGACAAGGAGCUAUAUCGUCAAGCCAAAAGGACCUUAAAAAUUGGCUAAGUGUUCUCCCUGUUUCGGGUUACCUAGUUGGCAAGCUUGGUCGUUCGAAAUGGCUCGAUAGAAAUCCAAAGGGAGGAUCCAGAAUGAAAUUUAAAGUGUUGUUCUAUGAUUCCCAAGGCUUGGAAGGGCCAUCACAAGAGUUCAAGGUCGUUUUCCAGGUCUCUCUACUUGUUAUGGCAGAACCGAGAAACUGGCCAGAAUUGGCUAAGUCUGGAAGACAGUUCGAGAGGGCUACUUUGAAGAGCCACUCGAGAUGGAAGGAGGAGAAUCAAGCUGCUAGGUUUGUGCCACACGAAAGUGGAUGUUUCCUUCUCCAGCCUGAAGGAAUUGGUUGAGCACAUACACACCUGGAAGGCCUCGAUCGAGCGAGCACAAGAUCGAAGGAAGCCUUGUUUUGGAGGACUGGUGCUCAGCAACUCCGAAUCCGUUUUGGAUUAGAAUUAUGUGUUCUUUUUGGUUUUGACUUCCAUUUUUUUGUGUUUUAGAACAAUUAGGUUUUCCCUUUUGAAAUGUACGCAUAGAUAGGUCUAUUUAAACUCGUUUUCAAGGCAUUGUAAGGCAGAUCUUGAGAGUUAGAAUUCCAGUUUUGGAGUUUCGUUCAUUAAGCUUUUGUGCUUGUGAAUUGGUUGAAUUGCUUGGAGUAAUCCGAGAGUUCAAGAGCUUGUAUCGAUCGAGUGAUUCCCCAUCGAUCGUGGCCAGCAUCGACGUAUACUCUUCGAGCCCUCUUCCGCGUGUAAGACUGCACAAGAGUUCCGUUCCCGCGUCAACAACCUCCGCCCCUGUUUUUCUGUUUGUGUUCGUACAAUUCUCAAAUUUGAACAAGUUGCGCGAGUUCAAUCACGAUCCUAGCGCCUAGGGUCGUAUUAUAAUGUUGACAUAAUAUUGGUAUGAUAGGGAUAUGGUGUUGAUAUGAGGUCUUAUAUUUAUCAAAAUAAUUUGAUGACAUCAUAUCUGUAUCAUAUCAUGAUAUUAUCAUUAGAUCAUAUAACGAUAAUAUUAUGAAUAGUUAUUCACCUAUAAGUUACUAAUGGGUUCCGCUCCCAAAAAAUAGGGGUUAGGACUUAGGAGUGUAAACAACACUUGUAGAAUUGGCCUACUUGCAUAUCAAGUGGACCAACAUGAAAUAUUACCAUUUGAUGUUGGGUUAUAUAUAUGCCCUUCUACUAUGAUGUUUUAUCAAACAUGUUCCUCUACUAUUUUUUACAUCAAACAUGCCCUUCUGUUAAAAUUUCUAUUGAAAAAAUCGUCAAUCAUGGUUGAACCGAGAUUUAGACGACCCAACAGGCCAACAUCGACAAAUGGGAGGGAAAAUAAAAGUUUUGACCCCUAUUUUAUUUCUCUAGGUCUCGUCAAAGUGAAAUUAUUAGAAUUAUUUGGCCAUACAUAAAAUGAGAACCAUGUUCAAUUGUAAAAUAGAAACAAAUUUAAAUAUGUUUGUAAUAUUAGACGUUUGAAAUUAAAUCAAUUAAAUGAUAGUGAUAAGAAUCCUUAUCUACAGAGUCUCCCCUCAACUAACUUAUAGUUGAUAAACUAAUUUUAUCAUGACCUUUAGCAAUUAGUGUUACAUGUAGGAAAUCUAGAAAAGUGAAAUAUUAAUAUAUAAACUUCUUUGAAUAUUUCACAAUUUUUUUAUUGAUCAUCUUAUCAUCAUUACCAUAUUCUUCGCCUACGAUUUUUUCUCAUCUACAAUGCUUGUUCCUCGCAUAAAUUAUCGUAGAUAGA
This is a messenger RNA of Linum trigynum, 2449 nucleotides long. NCBI's taxonomy places the organism in Eukaryota, Viridiplantae, Streptophyta, Magnoliopsida, Malpighiales, Linaceae. The record is from the annotation of a GenBank genome assembly.